Dentiscutata erythropus is the source of this 1293-nucleotide messenger RNA. Lineage: Eukaryota; Fungi; Glomeromycota; Glomeromycetes; Diversisporales; Gigasporaceae. The record is from the annotation of a GenBank genome assembly.
AUGCGAUUUGGACAAAAUAUUUCUCUAGCUGAGGAAGGGCUCAACCUUGAAAACAUAGCCAAGAUAUUUAAUUCUGGUUCAGAAAAAUUAUCAUCACUUGAAAUUCCAGAAACAAGUGAAAUGAGUAAACAUCGAGUCAUCAUUCGUGAUCUCGGCGUAAUAAUGAAAAAAAGUGAUAUUGUCGUUCAAAAUGGGAAAUUAAUUUCCGAAGUACUUUUUGGAUUAGAUAAAGAAAUACAAAGUGCGGGUGAUGAAUUAGAAGAAUUUCAUCAUAAAGCAGAGAAUUUCUUUUGGCUACUUGCUACAGAAAUGAAGUCAAUUGUUCAAGAAAUUGAAAAGUAUGAAGGUUCAUUUUUCAAUUAUUUUAUUGGAUUAAAUGGUAAAUCGGUUUCAAGUAAUCUUGAAACUUUUAUUCGUGAACGUCUCAAAUCGAUAGAAAAACAGAUACCAGGGUUUCAGGAUCAACUUAAGCAAGUUCUUAGCUCAAUUUAUAAAGUUCAAGAAGGUGCAAACAUUGCACACGAGUAUCUUCUUGAUGGUGAACGUGAGGCUGAGCAGGCCUUAAGAAAACAUUGGUUAGGAGAUGUUAUCGAUUAUACGCUACGAAAGCGAGUAGAAUCAGAGCUUGGACAAGUGCAAGAUAUUAUAAGAUUACUACGAGAGAUAGCACCGAGUCUUAUAAACUUUGAACUCUUUUUAAAGGAGUACCGUCGUAAAAUACAAGAUAUUACAAAAGAAGUUAAGGUCGUUCCAAAAAAGUCAAGUGCUGAAGAUAUAAAAUAUUUGAAAAAAGCGGUCAUUGAUCUUGAACAACAACAUGCAAAAUUUACUUCUGCAGAGAAACAAUUAGGACAAAAAUCAAUAGAUUUUUAUUAUUUUGAUGAUAUAAUUACUACUCGAAACCGAUAUUGUACUGAAUUUCGAGCAAUGAUUAAAAAGUUUAAAAAAGUAUAUUUGAAAAAAAUAAGAAUUUGGUCAUCAGACAUGAUCAAUGCUAUUGGAUUCUUUUAUUCUGAUGAUACAUUUGAUAUAUACGGUACACCAAGUGAUGGUGAUUCUUAUGACUUUGAUUGGCAUAAAGGUGAAAAAAUUAAACAUAUCUUUAUACGAACUGGAUCUGUAUUGUAUGGAAUCCAAUUUCAUACUGAUCAAGAUCGAGUUUCUGAAUGGCGUGGUGGUGACAAAGGAGAUUUAUAUACUGUAUUUGAACAUACAUCACCAUCAAUUGGAAUUCACGGAAGUUUUUCUCGUCAAAUCUGUAGUAUUGGUAUCGUUUCACGUCGAGAGUUGUAA